UGUGCUUAACGUGGAAAAUGAUUUUGAUAUUUUAUUUAGUUCUAUUUAUCGUUAUUAUAUUUUUUUAUAGACUUUAUAUAUCAUUAACAAAAAAUAAUGAUUAUUGGAAAAAGAAAAAUGUUCCAUAUCUAAAACCGAGACUGCUGUUCGGUAACUUUAGUGAUUAUAUUUUAUUUAAAAAAAGUGCUCCGACAGUAACGAGUGAAAUUUGUGAACAGUUCCCUGACGAACCGUACGUCGGCGUAUUUUAUGGGACAGCACCAGCGCUCGUCAUCAAAGAUCCUAAACUAUUAAAACUGGUGUUGACACAGGACUUCAGUUACUUCAAUGGCAGAGAAAAUACAGACUACUCUGACAGAGAAGCCGUAACGACAAGUAUCUUUUUUGCCGGAGGUGAUCAAUGGAAAGUACUACGACAGAAUUUAACUCCACUUUUCACAUCUGCAAAGUUAAAGAAUAUGUUUCCAACUAUCGCUGAAUGUGCUGAGGAAAUGACAACGUUUCUUGAAGAAGAAAAAAAAAUAUCAGAAAAUAUUAACUUAAAGUCUUUGUUGGCGAGAUAUUCGAUGGAUUGCAUCAUUAAUUGUGUCUUCGGUCUAAAAGCGAACACUUUGAAAAGAGAUAACGGGGUCAAUCCAUUUGUAAUCGUUGGUGAAAAAAUAUUUGAUACAUCAACCAUGAGAGGCUUGAAAAUAAUUACUCGUGCUAUGUGGCCUUCUUUAUUUUACACAUUAGGUUUUCAGUUGUUCGAUGAGAAAAUUGAAGUGUUUUUCAAAAGCUUAUUUACUGGAGCUCGCCAAAAUCGUCUUAAAGAGAAAAGUUCGAUGAAAAACUUUGUUGAUCUUAUUUUAAGCUGGGAAGAAGAAUCAUACAUAACUGGUGAUAGUUUCAACAAUAGCGACAGUAGUGAAAAGAAUAUAGAAAGACUAGAAGUAAAUGAAGAUCUACUGGUAGCACAAUGCACGAGUUUCUUUGGAGCCGGUUUUGAAACAACAUCAUCUACAAUUAAUUUUCUUCUUUAUGAACUGUCAAAAAGUAAACGAGCUCAAGACAUAGUUAUAGAAGAAGUAGAUGCGUACUUCAAAAAACAUGGACAUAUUAAAUAUGAAUGUUUAAUCGAAAUGCCUUACCUUGAAGCGUGUAUUGAUGAAACACUUCGCCUCUAUCCCACGUUAGGGAGCGUAACCAGGGAAGUCAUGAAGUGCUACACAUUGCCAACAGGUCUUCGACUACAGAAAGGAGAUCGCGUUCACAUACCUGUACAUUAUAUCCACCGACACCCGGAUUACUUCCCGGAUCCGAUAUCGUAUCGUCCCGAACGAUUCUUUGGUGACGAGAAGAAGAAAAUUAAGCAAUUCACGUUUAUGCCAUUCGGUGAUGGCCCAAGAGUUUGUAUUGGUGCUCGCUUUUCAAAAAUGGUGAUGUAUGCAGGACUACUGACCAUAUUCAGAAAAUAUAGGAUCGAGCUGGGAGAGAACAUGCCCCUUAGUUUGAAACUAAGGCCGGUAUCAAUCGUUACGCAGAUUUCAACAAAUUUACAAGUUAAAUUUAUUCCUCGUGAUCUUUAAGUAA
This is a messenger RNA of Vanessa atalanta (red admiral), 1572 nucleotides long. RefSeq names its product cytochrome P450 6B2-like. NCBI's taxonomy places the organism in Eukaryota, Metazoa, Arthropoda, Insecta, Lepidoptera, Nymphalidae. The record is from RefSeq and is a predicted model, not a curated record. Gene Ontology annotation, molecular function: oxidoreductase activity, acting on paired donors, with incorporation or reduction of molecular oxygen; heme binding; monooxygenase activity. The transcript has 2 exons. Bases 18 to 1568 code for a protein of 516 amino acids.